Molecule: messenger RNA, 1812 nt
Organism: Cladophialophora immunda
Lineage: Eukaryota; Fungi; Ascomycota; Eurotiomycetes; Chaetothyriales; Herpotrichiellaceae
Exons: 4
Coding region: 1-1812 (603 amino acids)
Biological process (GO): amino acid transmembrane transport
Cellular component (GO): membrane
Molecular function (GO): amino acid transmembrane transporter activity
Source: RefSeq, a predicted model, not a curated record
AUGGCAACACCGCGUGAGGCAUACAAUUUGGGAGUUAUGCGGACGAACACUGGAGAGCCUGGUAACCCAGGAGGUUUAUCAUUGCUGAAUGAGCCAGCAAAUAAUAUUCCUCAGCCUGAUGUCGACGUUGUCGAACCCGGAAGACAGUCUGAAAGCACAGAGAGGUCCAACAGAAGCGAUGAGGAGAUCAUAUAUAAUGGUGCUGUCGGACAAAAGGAUACCACAUCUCUUAGACGAGACCUUGGAGAGCGGCACGUCAACAUGAUCACCUUUUCAUGUGUCAUUGGCAUAGGUCUCUUCCUGCAGAAUGGCAGGAUUAUAAACCUUGCAGGACCAGGAAUGGCGUGGUUGGCAUACCCAUUGAUGGGGACGAUCGUCUGGUCCGUACAAGCAGCUCUCGGAGAAAUGUCAGCGCUUUUCCCAGUACCAGGGGCGUUGUUCGAAAUGCCCUGUAGGUUUUUGGAUCAAUCAAUUGGAUAUGCUGUAGGGUGGACAGCAUGGUUCGCGUGGGUUGUUAUCAUUGCCGCAGAAUUGCAAGGAGUAGCAGGACUCUUCCAAUUCGGAUUCAAGUCGUCAGAUCUCGAAAGGUUGCACUAUCCAGAGCACUCGCUAGAGUGGGGAACUAGCAGCGUCAACCCUGCCGUCUGGAUAUCAAUCUUCCUCGUCCUUGUACUGCUUGUCAACCUCCUCCGUGUGCGGUGGUUCGGUGAACUUGAGUACUGGAUUGGUGUUAUGAAAAUGCUGUUCAUCGUUGGGUUGAUACUCUUCAAUAUCGGUAUCAAUAUCGAGACGGGAAACCAUUUUCGCUUUUACAAUAGCCCAUGGGGAUUCAUCUCACAUGGAUGGACAACACCAAGCGGUGCCGUCCAGACCGGCGGCUGGGCACACCUUGCGAGCGUUUGGACGGCGAUGACACUGACCAUAUUCUCUAUGAUCGGGUUUGAAGCCGUCACGAUCACUGCCGCCGAGAACCGAGAGCUCCGUACCUAUGAAGGCGUCAAGAUCUCCAGCAGGAAAAUCGCCAUCCGGAUCAUCUUGCUUUACAGCCUCACUACCUUCACGGUCGGAUUGAAUGUGCCGUACGAUGAGCCACUGCUAGCGAACCGAGAUAUCUCUGUCCUGGACAACGGAACUCAUUCUGCAUUCGUCAUUGCUGCAAUCCGGGCGGGAAAGAAGUUUUGGCCAAACUUCUUCAACGGGUUCUUCAUCCUAUCUGCAACAUCUUCCGGUAUCAAUUCAUUGUACUUGUCGUCUCGCGUCUUGCAUGCACUUGCUCUCUCCCAAGGUGCAUGGCCAAGGUGCCUAAGAACGGUGCAGAACCGUCUGAAAGAGACCGGAUCCAAGGGGGUUCCACGCAAUGCGGUGUUGAUAAGUUGGCUUUUUGGUUUUCUCGGAUAUUUGGCGGCAGGUACCACGCCUUCACAUGAAUUGGGCCGACUCGCCCUCAACUCGACAGUCUCGAUGCUCAUCGUCUACGCAGUGAUCUGCGUGACCUUCCUGAGGUACAAAGCAAUGUGGGUUUCGAUGCCUUCGGUAUGGAUUCAGUUGACAUUUCCCAGCAUCAAACAAGCAUCCACCGGCCAAUUCCGAGGUACAGACUUUAUUGAGCCGCAGCAGAAUCUGAGGGCGUACUCCCGAAGGAAGGAUUCCCAGACUUAUCCGUACCGAUCAAACUGGCAGCCUUUGCGAACGUGCUAUGCCCUCUUCGGAAGCACCAUGAUGAUCGUCCUCAAUGGUUGGCGGUCGAUCAUUCCAUUCAGUCCGCCAGAUUUUGUGGCAUCCUACAUCAGCGUGAGCCUGCCGAGAUCAUGA